GAAGAAAAUAGAGUAGCAACAGAGUUUAAAUGACAGUAAAUUAUGACGCAACUGUCACGAGAGGUGGUCACAUAAUCUGAAACGAGACUCGGAGGGAAGUGUCGCAGUUUGCCGUCAUGUUUCAUCACCCGAGUUCACAAGUUCAAAGCUGCCAUGCUGAGAAGAGGCAGGAACGGCCGGGUUCGGCAUUUGGCCUGGAGCGAAACACGACAGGAGACAGAUGCCAUGGCGGUGAUCCAGACAUCAGACAGGGAGGAAUGGGAAGGACAGACGACGACACAGAUCAGCGACCUGGACUCUGAAGUGGAUUACCUGCAGAGUUCUCAGAAUGAAUCUGAGGUGGUGGCCUUGCCCAGUACUGUGCCGGUGGUAGGGGAGUCUUUCUGCCAGUGCGACCGGCAGGAGGAGCUCAGGCCAGGCUUCAGUGUGUCCAGUGACUGCCUCUGUGGGGAAGAGGAUCAGGGUUUUGACUGGGAGUGGGAUGAUCACUUCAAGUCUUCCGGUGCUUUCCUCAGCUGUGAUAACAGGAAAGUGAGCUUUCACACAGACUACAGCUGCGGCACAGCAGCCAUCCGCGGCACCAAGGAGCUCGCAGAUGGCCAGCACUUCUGGGAAAUCAAGAUGACCUCUCCUGUCUAUGGAACAGAUAUGAUGGUGGGAAUUGGAACCUCGGAGGUGAACCUGGAGAAGUUCAAAUACAGCUUUGGCAGCCUGCUGGGCCACGAUGAAGACAGUUGGGGGCUCUCCUACACAGGUCACCUCCAGCACAAAGGGGACAAAGUGAAGUUCUCCUCUAGGUUUGGCCAAGGCUCCAUCAUCGGAGUGCAUUUGGACACUUGGCACGGUACCCUGACCUUCUACAAGAAUCGGCACUGCAUAGGUGUCGCUGCCACUCGGCUGCAGAACAAGAAGUUCUACCCAAUGGUGUGUUCCACAGCAGCCAAAAGCAGUAUGAAGGUGAUCCGUGCCUGCUAUACACCCACCUCCCUGCAGUAUCUUUGCUGCACCCGGCUCCGACAAAUGUUGCCCUCCUGCCCAGACGUACCUAACGCUGUGGAGUUGCCCCCAGGCCUGCGCACCUUCCUCCACACACAACUAGGCUGGGUCUUCAACCUCAGCAGUGGCCCUGAAGCCUCGGAGCAGCACAGUGACUCGUGUGAGGAUUUCCAAGAGAAGAUGAGUCUGCCUUUGAACCGCAGCACCAGCCCCAUCCCCAUCCCCAUCCCAAGCCCAGUAUCCAGCCUGAGUGCCUGCGCCUCCCCGAGCCCCUGCACCAGUCCACUUCCUGACACAUACCAGUGCAGCUGUCGAAUGUCACCUCAAACUCAACCCUGCACUUGCCACUGCCCUCCAACUCCUCCCAGCAGUGACUAUGAUAGCUGCUGCUCCGAGCCAGAGGAUUAUCAGUGCAAAAGAUGCCGCUGGACAUGACUUUAAAAUACAAAUUAUAUUCGCAAGUGUUUGGCACACAGCUUUUCUACUAUUGCCAUCAAAGUCUCCUGUUGGGAAUCAUGGAGAUACGAGCAAUCUCAUCAUUUAACCAAUAUUGCUUGAUUAACGUUUCUCUUUUUUUCAACCAACUUUUGUAAAUGAACGGGGAGAAAAGAGUGAGCAUGUAGUGAGUGAGACCUUUUAAGGACGCUGAGAUAUAUAAGAGUGACAUCUGGGUCAUUCAUUUAUUCUCAUUUUAACAAGAGGCAUUUGUACUGCUCUGAUUUUUGUUUUUCAUGUUUUAAAAUAUGAAAGUCACAGUCUUAAGAAGGCCUAAUGAUUAUCAGAUUAGACUCAAACAAAAAAACAAAAACACGAUGGAAAUAUUGUGUACACUUAUUGUUUUUCUCAUGGGUAGACUCCAGAGGGUAAAGGAUUUGCUUUUUGAUACCGUGGAAAUGGCUUUUUGUACAGUAAAAAUGUGUUUUGUAAUCAAUGUUUCUGGCUUAAAUAUAAACAGCGGUUGUGUUCUUGCUUACAAGAUGAUUUGUUGUUUUUCUAUUUAAACCUCUGCUUUGUUUAUGAACUUUCUUACUCGGGAAUUCUCUCCAAUAAAUAAAAAUGAAAAGUUGUGAUGCA
Larimichthys crocea (large yellow croaker) is the source of this 2070-nucleotide messenger RNA. It is a transcript of the gene spsb3b, whose product is annotated as splA/ryanodine receptor domain and SOCS box containing 3b. Lineage: Eukaryota; Metazoa; Chordata; Actinopteri; Sciaenidae. Gene Ontology annotation, biological process: proteasome-mediated ubiquitin-dependent protein catabolic process. Bases 154 to 1431 code for a protein of 425 amino acids. The record is from RefSeq and is a predicted model, not a curated record. Gene Ontology annotation, cellular component: SCF ubiquitin ligase complex. The transcript has 7 exons. Gene Ontology annotation, molecular function: protein binding.